Electrophorus electricus (electric eel) is the source of this 2219-nucleotide messenger RNA. NCBI's taxonomy places the organism in Eukaryota, Metazoa, Chordata, Actinopteri, Gymnotiformes, Gymnotidae. The record is from RefSeq and is a predicted model, not a curated record.
UCGAAGGAUGGCGGUUUUUCCUCGCGCUUGUUAAUGUUUUGUACUUACAAGUAAAUCGAAAUCUCUGUUUUACUACGGAAUUGCAACGAUAGUUAAGUAGCCUGCGCAGAAAUAUGACUUCGGGGACACUUCGAAGUUACAGAAUUCGUGUCGGCGAUGAGUUCCCCACUUUUGAGGAGGCGGAGAGGGCAGUCUACAAUCUGGCCCGCGCCGAAGGCAGCGCUUUCUGGAGAAGGGACAGCCGGACCGUACGAGCUGCGUCCAAAAGAGUGAAAACUCCGAUCAACCCACUGCUGAGAUUUUACCAGGUCACCUGGGCCUGCCUUAAAGGCGGGCGAAAGGACCGGGCCAAUUUACAUUCGAGAAUUUUUAGCAACUGCACAGCGAAGAUUAGGGUCAGCGCAAGUCGCGAUGGUCAGAAGCUGGUUGUGGUGAAAGCCGAUCUAGAGCACAAUCAUCUACCUGAUAUACCGGAUGCGCACAAGUCUCGAACUACAGCUCACUGUGACCAGGAAGGUUCAGAGCAGCAAAGCCUGUUUGGGCAGGAGCAGCACGGAGUGCUGAAGAGAAAACAGCAGGCCACGAGGAGAAGAGAGCAGCCGCCUAGCAGAGCUGAGCAGACUGAGAAGGGCCCGAUCCUUCCAGAGCAGAGUGUGAAACAGGUGGGGCUCUCUGAUAGCCCCAACCUGAAUGGGGUUGGGCUUUCUCCGAGUCCAACCUGGGACUAUAAUCUGGAUGGAAUGUUGACUGAGAUUAAGAAUGACACAGACAACAUCGUGGAGGUGCUAGUUGAUGAGGGCCGUGAGCUGAGUGGAAUAUAUUACCAAGACAAACUCAUGCAGAAACACUUUGAGCUCUUUCCUGAGCUCCUCCUGGUGGAUGCUACCUUCACCCUGGCCAGUCUGAGUAUGACAGUGUAUGUGCAGUUUGCUGUGGAUGGUAAUGGGGAGAGUGAGAUUGUCUCUGUGUUUGUGGUCAACGAGGAUGCAGAGACUGUUUCUGCCAUGCUGGACAUAUUCAAACACUACAACCCUGCAUGGGAAAGGACCCAGAGCAUUUUGACAGACCGGGGCUCCACAGAUAGGGAGGUCUACAAAUGCUGCUUACCCAGAGCCUGCAUUCAGUCCUGCCCCCUACACACUUUUCUGUCAAUGGAGCGGGAAAUUAACCCUGAGAGAAUGAAAGUGAAGCUGAAACAGAGACAACAUUGCCUGGAGCACAUGCGCAAGAUGUUGUACUCUAGUUCUGUGGAGGAGUACGAAGAAAAUGUGGAGAGUUUCUACCAGACUGGAGUCAAACCAGCUAUCAGUUACUUCAAUCGCAUGUGGAAUCCAGUGAGGGAGGACUGGGUGGUGGGUCUGAACGAAUCUUGCCUGUUUAAGCAGGGCUGCACAGAGUGGCUGGCGGCCGUGCAUUACAAACUCAGCCGGAUUGCCUGCAAUUUCUCUGACCUGAAGAGCUUCUUCCUCGAGCUGAAGCAGCUCAGCCAGACUCUUCGGCUUGGCCGUGAGAAGCACCUGGUCAAAGCCAUGCUGAACACUUUGUCCUUGUCCUCUUCCUCAGAACCCGUCACCGCCGAGGCGAAGUACUCAAAGAUGCUGACUCCCUACGCACACCAGCUGGUUCUGAAGCAGCUUUUGCAGAUAAGCAAUGAGGGAGUACCCGAUGUAGAGACAGAGGGAGGAGCAGCCGCUGUUCUCUCUGGCUGCGGGCCAGUUCGGGUCACGGCCACGACGUGCACCUGCCCGUUUGCCGCGCUCAACAGGUUGCCAUGCCGGCAUGUGUUUGCGUUCAGGGCAAAUCGUGGGCUGGAUCUGUUCUCAGAGGACGGGGUGGCAGCGAGGUGGUGUCUCAAACAUUACUGCAGGAAACUCCUGCAGGAGGAUAUGGAGGCACUUGAUCCAUCAAGCACUGAUCCGAAACAUGGCUUUACUGAGAGCUUGCUGCAGAGACUGGUAAGGCUGACUGCAGCGCCCUCUACUGAAGUCUAUGAAGAGCGCAUCGAAAUACUUGGGAAGCUGGCCAGCCUUUGGAAGCAAGGAAAGCAUGCUUCGGUUAUUGAGCUAGUUGAGGUCUCCAGACGUACCUCAGCAUGCUUGGCUGACAUUACGUCAUGGAUGACAGCCCACCACAUCCCAGGAAGCUGCCUGGGUGCUUGUGCAGUCUCUUGUGAUGUCAAAGCUAAACAACUGCAACUCGCUACUUGCUGGUAUUCAUAG